Glarea lozoyensis ATCC 20868 is the source of this 444-nucleotide messenger RNA. RefSeq lists its product as uncharacterized. The record is from RefSeq and is a predicted model, not a curated record. Bases 1 to 444 code for a protein of 147 amino acids. The transcript has a single exon. Lineage: Eukaryota; Fungi; Ascomycota; Leotiomycetes; Helotiales; Helotiaceae.
AUGGUCAAGCAACGACGACACGAGCAGCGCGGCCGGCCGCUGAUAUGGAUUGCGCGCGGGACGGGCGUGCUGGUGGCGAAAUCGGCCAUGUUGAGUUGUGAGCGCUGGGGCAGGAAGUUGGAAGAUGCGGUGGUGAGUACGCUGGGCGUGGUGUUUGUGGGGGAGAGGGGGGAGGUGGAAGGGUUAGGGUGGAGCGGGAGGAGGAGAUGGAGGGGUUUUUUGGGGAGUGUGGCGGAGAUGGGGAGGGGUGUGGAGGAGAGGUGGGAGGAGUUGGUUGGGAGACGGAGGGGGGUUAGGGUUGCUUUGUUAAUGGAUAGAGGAGGGGGGGAGGUUGUCAGAGAGGUGGGGUGGGGUGGUAGUGGGAGGGAUUUAGAUGUGAUGUAUGAGAGGGUUUUGGAGGAGGUAGAGUGUUUGAGAGGGUUAAAGCCAAGUCCGACAUCCUAA